GAAAAGGACUUCCCAGCCAGAGAAACCAUGACUUUCUUUAAUCAUGGCGACCCCAAUAGUGGAGUCAAACAGUCGCCCACAGAUCACAGAUAGCAUUAUAUAGCAAAAACAACAAAGCCCCAAAACGCAAUCGCUCCAAACGCAAAACGGUGCCGAAAACCCCCCAAGUUCACAGCUUCGUCUUCAGACCGGUCACGCCUGCACGAACCUGCCAUGCUUGCACCACUCGAAUCGUGACCCGCAUCAGAUCUGCCACACUUGUUCAGUUAUACUGGACUCGCAUCACACCGUCUUGAAGCCUGUACCGAUGCAAACUGCAACCCAGAUCCAUACCACCACCGCACACCUGUCUGCCAGCUGCUCUCGCCCACAUCAGACCUGCUACGCACCACCACCAUCCUCACGAUCUGCGUCUCUUGCUGCUGCAACCAAACCACCACCGCUGCUGCCUGUUUCUUCUGUUGAUUUUUCUUGCUGCCAAGUUGCAUCUGCUGUGCCUUGUUGAUCUGACUAUUGCAUCUAGUGAUAAAUGCAGGAUCCGAAGAUGUCGCUGGCCGAUGAGUUUUCGACUCCUAAGCUGAAGAAAAAGAAACCCUCAACCAAGAAGCGCCCCUUGUUUUUGCAACAAGGGAAUGAUGCGAACGGGGCUUCUCCACCUCCGGUAAAAGCAGGGCAGAAAGGAACCAAAAGAAACAUGAAGAACGAAGUUUCUCCAUCCUUCCAGCAGCAGCCCGAGAGGUUGAGCUCAGAUUCGUUGCCUGACUCCUCCCCAUCUGGAAGCGGGUACCGUGCACUGAGGCUCAAGUAUUUGCUGCUGGAGGAAGAGAGCUUUGCUUUGGGGAGCGAUCUAAGAGCGGUUGAAGAUGAGGUCAAGACCCUUGAGGACGAGAAGAAUGCACUUUUGGACAAGCUUGUUGUGUUAGAAGGCCUCGUUGAUCCUUCGGAAUUGCAUUUAUCGUAGUUUAUCUCUCGAUAUCAUAACCGGUUUUUGUGGUUGAUUUGCACACUUGUAAAUUGUAAUGCUGUAUGAUCUCAAAGAUUAAAGAGUGGUGUUAAAUGUUAAACUUCUUUGGCAUACUUCGAUGUUCGAAAAGAUGAAUGAUAUAUGUUUACAACUGUCUGCCGGUA
Messenger RNA from Pyrus x bretschneideri (Chinese white pear), 1128 nucleotides. RefSeq lists its product as uncharacterized. The transcript has 3 exons. Lineage: Eukaryota; Viridiplantae; Streptophyta; Magnoliopsida; Rosales; Rosaceae. The record is from RefSeq and is a predicted model, not a curated record. Bases 530 to 961 code for a protein of 143 amino acids.